GUUACGAAGGCUAUAUAGAAUACAACCACAGACCUAUAUAUACUACAAUAAAUAUAGGUUUUUGAUUGCUAGUUACGAUUUAUUUAAGAACAGCCUUUAUUGGAAUUGUACAGCCACACAAUUAUAAUGAUGCUAUGACAAAAUUGGAUUUAUAAGCUGACAAAUGUCAUUCGAAAAUUGUUAAAAAGUUUAAGCAUAUAUAUUGCUUUUAGAAACUCUUAUCAUGGAUGACAUAAGGCAUGACUUUACUAAUGAACUUAAAACUAUCCUAAAAAGUGAGGAGAUAGAUUGGUCAUUAGAAUCAGAGAUGACAGACGACAGUUCCAUGUAUGAAACUUCUAAAUUAAGUUUAGAAGAACAGACACAGAAAUCUGGAGAACAAAUUCAUUCAAUGCCAAUGAUAGAUGAGUUAAAACAAGACUUUACCAAUGAUCUCUGCAAUGUUAUGAAAAAUGAGAAGACAGAAUUUUCUUUCCUUAAAGAGACACCUGGAUUCAGCUUCAUUGGUCAAACCUGGGAAUCAAUUUUAUCAGAGCAAAAAAUAAAUCCAAAUCAAGAUAUGACUUCAAACCAAGAUAAACCUAGAAAUUCUCAUAACAAAGAUGUGCAUGCUGGAAACUUUAAAGAUGAACAAAAUAGUUCAAAUGAAAAUGGAACUCUCCAGCUGGUUUCUGCUGAAAAAUCAUUGGGUACUUCAUCAAUCUCUAAGAACCAUGGUAAAAAGCAAUUUCAAUGUCAAAUUUGUCUAAAAGAAUUCUCUACCUCUUCAUAUUUAAAAAGACAUGAGAUGAUUCAUUCUGGUAAAAAGCCAUUUAAAUGUAAAAUUUGUAAAAAAGAAUUUACCCAAUCCUCAAAUUUAAAGCAGCAUAAAAAUAUUCAUUCUGGUAAAAAGCAAUUUAAAUGUCAAAUUUGUCAAAAAGAAUUAUCUACCUCCUCAUAUUUAAAAAGACAUGAGAUGAUUCAUUCUGGUAAAAAGCAAUUUAAAUGUCAAAUUUGUCAAAAAGAAUUCACUACCUCUUCAACUUUAAAAAGACAUGAGAUGAUUCAUUCUGGUAAAAAGCAAUUUAAAUGUCAAAUUUGUCCAAAAGAAUUCUCGACCUCUUCAUAUUUAAAAAUACAUGAGAUGAUUCAUUCUGGUAAAAAGCAAUUUAAAUGUCAAAUUUGUAAAAUAGAAUUCUCUACCUCUUCAAGUUUAAAAAUCCAUGAGAUGAUUCAUUCUGGUAAAAAGCCAUUUAAAUGUCAAAUUUGUCAAAAAGAAUUCUCUACCUCUUCAACUUUAAAAAUGCAUGAGAUGAUUCAUUCUGGUAAAAAGCCAUUUAAUUGUCAAUUUUGUAAAAAAAAGUUUAACCAAUCCUCUAAUUUAAAUGAGCAUGAAAAUAUUCAUUCUGGUAAAAAGCCAUUUAAAUGUCAAAUUUGUCUAAAAGAAUUAAAGGGAUCCACAAAUUUAAAACAGAAUGAGAUGAUUCAUUAUGGUGAAAAGCCAUUUCAAUGUCAAAUUUGUCAAAAUAAAUUCACUACAUCAUCAGCUUUAAAACAUCAUGAGAUUAUUCAUACUUGUAAAAAGCAAUUUCAUUGUCUAAUUUUGAAAAGUAAAAGCGGUUGGUAUUUGUGCCUUCCACAUGACACCCUCGUUAACUGUGGGCAUCAGAAACUGAUGCCCUUAACAUUAUCUGCCCUAUAGAUCAUAAAUUCUGAAAGGGGAACUAAUAGAAUUUACUCAUUAAUCAAAUUUAAAACAGCACAAGAUAAUUCAUUCAUUCUGGUGAAAAGCCAUUUGAAUGUAAAAUGUAAAAAAAAAUCAAUUUUAAAACAGCACCAGAUAAUUCAUUUGAAUAAAAAGUUAAAUUUGUGGGAAAAAAAAAAUCAUACAGUUCUCUAAUUUAAAAAAAAAACAGGUUGGUUUCAUUUUAGUAAAAAGCCAGUUACAUGAAAUUUUUUUCAAAAGAAACUCAUUCCUCAUUUAUUAAACGGCAUGAGAGGAUUUACAUAUUUAUACACACAAAAUGGUGAAUCUUUAGCAGAUAAGGCGUUUUGUGUACUUGAGUUUGCAAAAACAAUUCUCAUUGUCACAGGGCAGAAACAUUUUCAGUGUGGGCAGGUUAAAGACAAAGUUUUUAUUGUCAGUAAAUGUCAAUAGCAUGAAAGAUUGAGCAACAGCUGCUAACAACACAUAGGAAGGGGACAUCCUGUAGCGCUUUUGGGAGGAAUUUUCAUAUCAGCUUGAUGCUGUCCUGGUGGUGUUGGUCACAUUGAGCAUCUUGGACUAAAAACUUGAAGUUAUUUGAGAAACUUGUGUCCUAUUAGGCAUAUUUUUUUGUAUUGUUAAAUAUAGGACAAUGGUUUUGGCAUAUUCUUUUUGAAGCAUCAUGUGUGUAUAUAUACAGUUCAGGUGCAUUUAAUGUACAGCUUACUAGAUAUUUAUUCACAUUCAUCCAGAAUGGAUAAUUAUUUUUUUUUUUAUAAAGAACUCAUGAUUCUAAGACUGAGUAUACCAAAAGUAUGCCUAUAGCUUAAAUAUUCAGAAAUUUCUUUUUUUUUUCUAGUUUUAUCUUUUUUGGCCUUCAUAAUCCCAUGUUUUUUUAAGGGCAUUUCAAGAAUAACUCUUAGAGAUGAAAGAUAGCACGCUCAACUUGGACUUAGGUCCUCCUGGGCCGUUUUAGCUUUCUCUACAAAGAUCUGUCACUGGCAACCACUAGCGGAUCCAGAACUUUGGAAUGGGGGGGGGGUGAUUUUUUUCCUAACCCUAUGCAUAAACGUGUGUACAGCACACACACAUACAUAUAUAUAUAUAUAUAUAUAUAUAUGAGAAUUUUAAAAAGCAGCAUUUCUCAACCUUCUGUGAAAAAGUGGGGCAGCGCUAUUAGGUUCCCUAGUGGGGUUUGGGGCAAAGCCCCGACGACAAAAGCAUUUUCUUGCAUUCUUUACUGCAGAAACGCAUUCUCCUGACAUCUACAGCUUAUUAUUCAUCAAUAGAGUUUGGGGUCGAAGCCCCGACGCCAAAAGCGUUUUCUUGCAUUCUCCACUGCAGAAAUGCAUUUUCCUGACAUCUACAGCUCAUUCAUCAAUGAAGUUCGGGGCAAAGCCCAGACGCCAAAAGCAUUUUCUUGCAUUCUUUACUGCAGAAACGCAUUCUCCGCACAUCUACAGCUCAUCAUUCAUCGAUGAAGUUCGGGGCGAAGCCCCUACGCCAAAAGCGUUUUCUUGCAUUUUUCACAGCAGAAACGCAUUCUCCUGACCUAAAGGUCAUUAUUCAUACUAUUAAAAAAAGGACCUUUUGAAAAAUAUUGUAUUUGAAAAAUAUUCUAAUAUGAAUUUAUAGGCCCUGAAUACAUUGCAAAUAAAACUGAUUUGUUCCUUGAAAAGAUAAGAUACCCCACAUAUUUAGAUUUUGGCUUUGAGGAUCGACGCUGAAAUAAAUUAUUCGAAUAAUAAUAUUCAAUGAAAUUGAAGUAUAAGUUGUGAGUUAUAGUCCCAAAUUAAUUUAACUAGUAAAAUAUCCCAUUGAGUAAAGGUUGGGAAAAGGCGACUAUAAAUUAAUUUUUUCGGUUUAGAACUCAUCUCAAUCAUGAUUCUUAUACUGAAAAAUUUCGUUUGAAUUCUAACAAAGCAAAGUCUUUCUUAAAAUAAUUAUGAUAAAUUCAUGUGAAAUUACAUAAACUCUGGAAAUGGGAGGGGCGGUAGAGUGAAAACGAUUAAUCCUCGCUCCUUUAAUAAUUUCUGCUAAAGAUUGCAUUUGGCAUUAAAGAAUAAAAAAAAAAAGUAGGGUGACUCGAUAUAAGAAUUUAAUUUAUAGUAUAUAUAUAAAUUAUAUUAGUGACAGAUUUUUUAAAUUUUGUAAUUUCUUAACUAUAAUACUAAAAGAAAAAGUAUUGGUUUGUCCUAUGGGGGAAAUGCGAUUGCAUAUAUCGCCCUUCCCACCUGGUGCAACCCUUUUUCAUUUAAAUUUACUAAUGAUAAAAUUUGAGAUUAGAGUGUGGUACGACAUAAUAUACAAUGGGUUCACAUAUCAAUAAGUAGUUUAUAUUAAAUAGAUAUUCAACUAAUUUUGUUCACAGACUAUGAUUUUCCAUAAAAAUAGGUCGCGCCCCCCCCCCCCCCCACUAAGAGGGCUAGAGUGGGAAGGGCAGUACAUGCAAUCGCCCUCCCCCACAACCCCACCGAAUCGACCAAGAUACCAGAACGGGAGCGACAUAAUAUAAAAUUUAUAUAUUAAUUCAACUAAUUUUGUUCACAAACUAUGAUUACUCCAUAAAAGGUUUAGGUGGGAAGGGCAGUAGAGGUAUUCGCCCCCCCCCCUUUCCCAAACGACAAACAGGGAACGACAUAAUAUAAGGAUCGGUUAAAAUAUCAAUAAAAAGUUUUAAUCACAUAGAUAUUUAAUUGAUUCUGUUAGCAAGCUGUGAUUUCUACAAAUAAAUUGGACCGCCCUCCCCCCCCCCCCCC
Molecule: messenger RNA, 4443 nt
Organism: Biomphalaria glabrata
Lineage: Eukaryota; Metazoa; Mollusca; Gastropoda; Planorbidae
Product: zinc finger protein 724-like
Exons: 4
Coding region: 224-1681 (485 amino acids)
Biological process (GO): regulation of transcription by RNA polymerase II
Molecular function (GO): DNA-binding transcription factor activity, RNA polymerase II-specific; RNA polymerase II cis-regulatory region sequence-specific DNA binding
Source: RefSeq, a predicted model, not a curated record